AGAUGCAAAAUAUGCAUCAGAUCAUCAUUGCUUGUGUCCUAGACAGGGAUAGAGAGAAGAAUAGAAGAUGAUUGAGAAUACAACAGGGCAAUCCUCAUAGUGUAUCGCUGGAGAGUACAGCAAAUUGUUCACCCAAAAGUAGGUAAAGAAAAAGUAGUAAAAAUCAUGAUAGAAAACAAAUUUGAUUAGUUAUUAGUACUAUGAGUGAUAAAGAAGGUAAGAAAAUGAUUGUUAUUGUGUCUUUCUGACUACUAGUAGCAGUACAUACAAAUCUGACUUUGAUAAAAGCACUCCCCGCCCACUGGGCAUUCUUCUUCUUUCUUAUCAACAAGUAGUUUUGAAACAUAGAAAAAACGAUGUUACAAAAUAUUUUUGCUGCUCUUAGUAUAAUUAGUAGUACAGCCACUAAAUCCACCCCACAUAGAAAGAGCCAUUGGGUACACAUGCUCCAAAAGCAUAUCUCAUAGUUGCAAGUUUGGUCCAUAUUUCCUUCACUUGCUUCUGUUCUCAUCUUCUGUGUCCAAUGGAGUUUUGUUUUACUUUGCAUCCAACUGUACUGUUGGAGCCCUUGGUACUGGCUUAGAAGUAUAGAGAUAGACCAUAUUUUGCUAAUUUCUGGCCAUGCUCCUGUGCACUUUGGGUGAGAAUUGUCUUCUGAUGGUGCAAGGUGGUCCUCUUUUACUUAGUAGUUAGUGAAAUGAGAAUGCUAAGUAAUAAUACUAUUGCAAACAUCUCAACAAUAUAUUCUAGUGGAAUCCAGUGGUUCCCGUCAUUAAUUUAAUGAUCCCAUCCGUAUUUGUAGUUUGGAUAUUAUUUCAACAACAAAUCUAUUUGCUUAUCAUAAUUUUAGGUGUUUUUGCGUUUGAUGUCUAAAAGAGGGGGAGCGCUGUGAGGCGUUUUCCCUAUGCGUCCUCUUCCGCCGUUUCAGCAGGCAUUACGGUGUCAGCGCCGACCUCGUCUCCCUUUUCGGCAUCCUUGGCGGAAUCUUCGGCACCGGUGGCCUCCGGUUCGGCCGGAGUGCCCGUCUCUGGAUCGUCAUCGACGGCCGCAUCUUCCCCAACCGAGCGCUUAGAUCGKUUUCCGUUUCCGCGUCUGUGCCUCUUUUCCCACUUGGCGUGCCGUCCGCUACAGACAAAAUGGAGGAGGCAUGCAAACGAUGCGAUCCAAAUAGCCGUGCUGACUGCCGCAACAGAGCCCCAAAUGACUUCCGGGCAAUCGUCCCAGUAAUUGCUCUCAACAACAUCAUACUCAAAUCUGUCAUCUUCUUCCCCAAAAUAGAUCGCGUUAAAGUAGUCAUCAUCCCGGUAAUCAACAUACCAUUCAAAUGGGUAACACCAUUCAGCUCUUCUCCAGACGAUGAAUAUCCAGAUCGAGGUAAACAGAUUCAUGAAUGCGGCCAAUGCAGUCACGAUUAUAGACGCCAGAAACCCGAAUUUGUUUUGUCGACAGCACCAAAUGAUCUGAAGCACAAUCAUAGCUACACCGCUGAUGAUCAAGGUUACCCACCAUAUCCACGAGAACAGAACCGCUACAACGGCCAAGAUCUGUGCYGAUAUAGGCCAGGGAUCAUCGUAUGGUCUAUGACAUGCGUGCGCAUUGUUGUUUCGUGGAAUCGCAAGGGAACGAAACAAAAGAGAAGCGGGUGAGCGACAGAGGAACGAACAAAACAUUUUACCACGGGUAUGCAAAACCGAUCCGAUCCGAUUCGAACCUGACCCASGAUUAGACUCACAAACACAUGCACCGCUGACCACCAGUUCCACCGCAGCACCUAGUCAAACCAUCGUCGAAAUUGUCAUCCUCCUUUUCCUUUUCACCACAGCAGCUCAUUUCAAUUUUAUUUCUUGUGAUCAAUAGAUUUGCUACUCUAUUCUGCGUCGACAAAUGAGACAGGAGGGUAAUCCGAUGUCAAGAUCAAUUUGUCGUAAUACACAUUUAAUUUUGUGUCGACAAUCGACAUACUUCUUCAUUUUUCAAAUUAAAAUCUGUUUUUCGAUAUCAAUGAUCUUGAAGUCUCUGCGUUGAGAGCUUCGAUCUCGCAUAAAAACGGUUCCCAUCGCGUUCAGUACGUUAGUUCGUACGAGUCAAACCCGUACGGAAUAAAGUUCCUGGUACUAUCAAACAUCUUCGCCGGAAGUUGUCAUGAGUCGCACGCACGCAAGGUCUCCAAAGUAUGUGUUACGGAAGCAUCGCUAUCGAAGAUGUAUUUUAAAAAAAAAAGUAUUUAUGUAAAGUGUUGAAGUAAAGAACGUUCAGGAAGAGCGCGCCGGCACUUGCUGAGACCUGCCUGUACGAGAUUGAUUAUGUUUGGCCCCCGAAGCAAUAAGGGAAAUACGGUGAAUUGGGGGAUGAGAUCUCUAUCCCUCUAACUGACGAUACAACUUCGUACUUGUACCGAAGAACUGAAGAGGUGUUAUGAAAAAACUUCGAUUUCCAACCACCGAACAAUCACCAUGGCUGCCGCAGUCAUCGUCCUCACUCCUCUCAAACCGUUUGAAAUCAAGAGGGCGCGAUUAAAAACACACUCUUUCCACACCACCUUUCCAGCAUCGAAAAUAGCAGAUUUCAUCAGAAGCAAACCAUGGUGAAGCGCCAAAAGGAAAAGCAAUAUCUCUCGGCGAGGGAACAACGAGAGCAGGGACGAUCGCGAUCGAAUCUCAGUGCAUCUUCCGCCGCCUCUACAGGAGUUGUGCAAAAGUCUCUCCCCUUCAAGUGCUGUGCCCUGACGCUGGUCCCUUUUGAAACCCCCGUUUGCACGAUUGUGGAUGGUACCAGCACCAAUAGCGACGGGAGCAGCAACAAACAAAACAACAAAUACGGAAUCGUCUUCGACAAUACCUCGCUUAUGGAAUUURUCUUGAAACACAAAAAGGAUCCAGUCACGGGAAACCCCAUGAAUUCCUCAAAGAUUAUUAAGCUGAACAUGGACCGAGAUUCGGAAACGGGGGAGUGGCAGUGCCCGGUGUUGACGAAGGCCUUUUCGGACCACAACACCAAGAUCGUGGCAGUGAUUUCUCCCAGCGGGGGCAACGAGGCCACUGUCUACAGCUACGAGGCAUACCACGAGCUCAACGCCAAACCUAAGAACUACGUGGAUCUAACGACCGGGCUGAAGUUUUCGCCCAAAAAGGACGUGAUACUGUUGAACGAUCCAUCAAACCUAACCUUCCAGAAGAAUGUCCGGGACGUUUCGACCUUUUGGCAUAUACGAAACGCCCGAUCCAAGAAUUCCGGCAGAGGUGCCAGCGACAGCAUUCGAAAGUCGGUCACAGCGACUCGCGUCAUGGAACAGAUCCAAAAAGCAAGAGUCGAGAAGGAGCGAAAGCAAGCCGAAGCCAAGGAGAAGGCGGCCGAGGAAGAGGCCGAGAGUGAUGGAUUUUCCUACGAGGUUCCGGGAGCAAACCUCCCGUUUCGGGUCCCGACCGAGGACGUCACGGGGGUCAAGUAUUCGUCUGGGGAAGCCGCCGGGGGACUCACUAGCACAGCGGGGGGGACCGUUGGGUCAGAGGGUGAUCUGCGGACGGCGACGCCAGACGAAAUCCUGGAAUCUCGUUGCAGGGUCAUGGCCUCGAAGGCCAACAAGGGGAAAAAGGGAUAUGUUCGUCUGAUAGUUCAAAUCCAGAGGCGGCAGGCGACGUCACUAUCAUCGUCAUCCAGGGCAGAGAGUACAUCCGUUGUAAUUCCAUUGUUGCUUGAAUUGCACUGCGAUAUGGUACCGAGAACCUGUUCCAACUUUUUGGGACUGUGUCGGAAACAGAGAUACAACGGGGCCGUCUUCCACCGGUGGAUUGCAGAUUUCAUGAUCCAGGGAGGUGGAGAAAAGGGGAAGCAAGAGAUUGGGAAGAACAUAGACGAUGYAAAUGGUAUAAWACCCAAAAGUAAUGGCAGUGACAGUAGAGAUGUGUGCUUGUGGGGCCCGGAGGGAUUCAAGGACGAGUUCGACGACCGUCUGACACACACAGGUGAGGGAGUUUUGGCAAUGGCGAAUGCCGGGCCCCACACCAACAAACAACAAUUCUACAUUACACUUGGGAAAAAUAGGCCAUGCCCUCACCUAGAUCGGAAGCAUUCGGUAUUUGGAGCAGUUGUCAAGGGAUUGGAGGACUUUUCGAGAGCCCUGGCCGAGAACGUCCAAACCGAUGCCAAAGACCGGCCGUACGUGGAACGCACGGACCUCCGAACGGGCGAGACUAGUCGAAUUAGUGCGGCAGUGGUGAUUCUGGCGACAGAGGUCCUGGAGGAUCCUUCCAAGAAAGCUCAAGAAGAGGAGGACCUACGAUUGACGGGGCUGCACGAAGCCCGGAAAGCUUUGGACCAAAAGCGAAAACGGAUGAUUGGCGGAAGCAGUACUAGCAACCAUAGUAGCGGCGACAAGAAAUCAUCGAAGAAAAAACGCACCAAAGGUGACACGAUGGGAGUCGGGAAAUACCUGAAAAUAUUCCAGGACAAGGGAGGGAAUACCGAAGACGGAGCAUUCUCUAAAACCGACAAUCGGCAUGCGAUAGGGAUUGAUUUGGCACCAAAAGGAAGUACGGAUCUAUCAGUCCUGUCAGAUAUUCCAGCUCUUGGAGAGAUGGUUGCACCCGCUAAAAAGAAAAAUGCAAAGUUCGGAGAUUUCAGCUCUUGGUGAAUGAGAUGCCUGAUCUACUGCUGCUUAAUUUUGACAUAGUAUUGGAAUUUUCAAGCCCUGAGUUGUGGCACUAGAUGACCAGGAGAAUUGAAGCUUCUUGCGGCACCAUUUUUGAUAUUUUUGCACUUCCAAGUUAUGUGACGUACGAUUAAUUGCACUUAGCCUAAGCGAGUCCGCUCUGUUCAAUCUUCUUCUUGUACGGUGCAUGAGACUUACUUCCGUACUACUUCUAGCAUCACAUGAAAUGGCGGGAGAAAAAGAUGUUGCCACCGGGGGUCAAUUAUGAACCUAGAUACCAGUACGUACGUACGUACAUACGUACGAAUACUGCUGUGAUUACUGUAAUGAGUAAUGAAGAAUACGGAACUUCAUACCAGCGAUGACUGUACAAUACGUKGUGWGCCUAAAUCACGAGUAGAUAGAUAGUGAAUAAGCUCACUCUUUAUUG
Pseudo-nitzschia multistriata is the source of this 5078-nucleotide messenger RNA. NCBI's taxonomy places the organism in Eukaryota, Bacillariophyta, Bacillariophyceae, Bacillariales, Bacillariaceae. The record is from the annotation of a GenBank genome assembly.